AUGGUUUUCUCAGUGAAACAAGAAAAACGAAUCAACGAACUUGUUGAGUUCCAAAAGGAACAUGGCCAUUGCCAUGUACCGUGCAAGACUGCACUAGGAAAUUGGCUCUCACAUCAAAGGCGGGAAUACAAGAAAUGGAAGACUGGAGAGAAAGCAUCUUGUAUUACACAAGAAUUGGUGACGAAGCUUGAAAGAAUUGGAUUUGAGUGGGGUGGCAGGAGGGAGAGAAAUUGGAAGCUCCGAAUCCAAGAACUUAUCCAAUUCAAAAGGGAACACGGACAUUGCAAUGUGCCUCAAUAUUAUUCAGAGAACAAGACCUUAGGGUUCUGGGUACACAAGCAACGUUCGGAAUACACGCUUUGGAAGAAGGGUACGACUUCCUGCUGGAUGACACAAGAGCGCGUUGGUGAGCUUGAGAAUCUUGGAUUUGUGUGGGACGCCCAGAAGGCUGCUUGGAAGACUCUAAUACAAGAGCUGGUAGCCUUUAAGGAACUUCAUGGCCAUUGCAAAGUUCCCCAAAAAUUCCCAAGCAAUCAACUUCUUUCUACCUGGGCCAGAAACACUCGAAAUCACUACAAGAAAUACCAGAAGGGAAAUGAAUCGCGGUUGACAAAGGAGCGAUUUCUUGAGCUCAAGAGUCUUGGAUUUGAUGGAGCCAGUAUUGAUAGCGAUGGCGAUGACGAUGAGGAAAUGUCGUCUAAUGAUUUAGUAUGCGAGACACGCAAAACACCGCGAAUGACCUCUGGAACUACAAAGAAGGGUGGCAGCAAAGCUCCUCGUUACAACACUGGAGGCUUUGGGCAAGUUCGAGGAGGACACGAAACGGACGAGCGCCAAGAAGCGGCAUCCGGGUCAAGCAAAAAGCGAAAGACAAUGGACCAGACCAAUGCAACCAAAGUGGCCAAGAACAAGGGAACUGCAGUUCUUGGUAACCCUUUUAAAUUAUUGGAAGGACUCACCAGAAAGGAGCUACUUCACCAACUUGCUCAAGAGAGGAAAGCAAAUUUGGCGUUGAGAUAUCAGCUGCAACAAUCUAAAAAGGAAAGGGACUUACUUUUGCAGACGAACAUGGAACUGGAGGAGUGCAAUGCAACUAUCCGAGAAUCUCAUAGGACCGCCAUGCUGGAAGAAAGGGAUCACCUUCGACGGGAAAUCAAGAGACGCAAGGUGGCCGAAGGUCGUUUGUCAAAGGCGAAAUGCCGCUGA
This is a messenger RNA of Cylindrotheca closterium, 1206 nucleotides long. The record is from the annotation of a GenBank genome assembly. Lineage: Eukaryota; Bacillariophyta; Bacillariophyceae; Bacillariales; Bacillariaceae.